This is a messenger RNA of Meira miltonrushii, 1337 nucleotides long. RefSeq lists its product as uncharacterized. The record is from RefSeq and is a predicted model, not a curated record. The coding region runs from base 169 to 1065 and encodes 298 amino acids. The transcript is spliced from 5 exons. NCBI's taxonomy places the organism in Eukaryota, Fungi, Basidiomycota, Exobasidiomycetes, Exobasidiales, Brachybasidiaceae.
CGAUGGUACAGCUGUCAAGCAGUGUUAAUGAAGGAGAGGCAGCUUCAUUUGAUAGGAAUACAACAAACUGGCAAAUAAAGCGUAAGAAUACAGCUUAGGUAAGCAAAAAUCAGGCUGUAGAGAAACGCGUAUGGGGAGUACAAUUGAAAUUGUAUUCAUUUGUGUUGAAUGUCUUACUCAAAUGGGAGGUACAAGUUUGAAGCUUCACGGCAAAGUGUAGCACAAUCAAGAACAUUCCAGAUGAAUCCAUACAUCACUAAUGAAAGCCAAAGCACUGGCUAUGGCUUCAACUUUCCUGUCAAUCAACAGGCAGGACAGCAAAAACGAGGGUUUGGCUCAUCGUACGAGCAGGCCCAAAGGCAAGGCUUCAUGCUUAGAAAUCCAAUGGAGCAUGCAAGACCUCCUUUGACUACUAUAGAUCGCUUCAGAAAAUAUGCUAACGUGGUUGGGCAUCAGGUUGGAAAUGAACAUGGUCCUAACAAGAUGCGCAAAGUAGAACAUAUCGAACAAGCCCAGGCAAGAUUCCAACAGCAAGCUCAAAUAGGUUUUGGUGAACCAAGACAAGAACAAAAUCAAUCCCAACCCCAACCACAAGGCUUGCGUUACAGCAAUGUGGAAGAGCGCCCCGCCAGUCAAGAGUCAGUAAAUGCGUUAACGCAAGCUUGUUUGACCACCCCUCUCGAUGAGGAUGAAGCUCAGCUCUUGGGCCCUGGAAAGACGAACAACGAUCAGAAUUCGGGUCAAAUGCCUAACAAAUUGCCGGCCUCGAGACCGGUCAUGACGCCGCGACCUAGUCCGCAAGGAUAUACGCAGGCUCAACCUGCAAACAGACAAGGUCCACCACCACCACCGGUGCAACGUGUGAUGAGCAGUAAUCCGCCAAGCUCAAGUCCUGUGCCUUUUCAAGAUUCUGCCUCUGAGACAAAUGUGAGCGCCAUCGAGGCGACCAUUGAACGCUUCCGCAUCAAAUUCCAUCGUGAAGUUUGUGACCUUUUUGUGGAACUCAAAAAGGAAGUACAACAAUUGAACCUUGACAAACCUGAUUCAAACAGCAAGCAAAUGUAGGGAAAUGGAUCAAAUUCAAGAUUCGAAGAGCUGACAAGACUAACUCAACGCAAUGUAUUUCAAGAACAAGAAGAAGACAAGAAUGCAAGAAAAAUUUGAUGAUCAUUUGUACAUCAGAAUACCAUCAGGCUUAUCGAACAAACAAACCCCUUAACGCUCGCACACCUUCCUCUCAGCGCUCACUGUCCAGCAACGCGCCACGCUUGUAUAAUUUCCUACGCUUCUCCUAUACACCCCAUCCCACCUGUAUCAUAACCUUGCCAUUUAAAGCU